GCAUGAUCUAUCUCACUCGAUAAAGAAGGAAGUAAUGACUGACCGAACAGCUUCAUAGCUUGAAAAAAUCCCACAGUUAUGAAGCUUUGGAAGGUCGAGAUUCAAGAGUUAGGUUUAUCUACUAUGUCAUCAAGCUCUACUGGAGAGAUAUUUUAUUCUUGUUUGCCUCAAGUCAGCUCUUGUUCUUCUCCCAAGUAUACGCCAUUUUUGUCUAAAGAUUCAUUGUAGUUUUCAGCUACAGCUCAUAAAGGACCAUCGCAAAGUUCUAGAAACGGUACGUUUACUGAUAUGUAUACCUAUAAUUUAUUGUUAAGAUUUCAAUCUUCUUUUUAA
Moneuplotes crassus is the source of this 333-nucleotide messenger RNA. NCBI's taxonomy places the organism in Eukaryota, Ciliophora, Spirotrichea, Euplotida, Euplotidae. The record is from the annotation of a GenBank genome assembly.